UUUUGUAACUAUUCAUUACAUCUAUAAAAGAAAAUUGCAUAAUUGAAGAACUGUAAUUUAUGAGGAUAUAUUUCAUACUAGUAAUCAUGAAAUUCGAAUAUCAUUUUAACAGGUCAGAAUCCGGUAAAGAAGUCAUUACCGUUAAAGAUGUUGAGAAAUCCAGACUUUAUUCUCUACAUAGCAUCGUCAUUUAUCAUAUUUGCUGUUGCUUAUGUCCCAGCAACUUUUUUGCCAGAUCUGAUGCAUGAAUUUAAGAAGAGUCCAAAAGAAGUGUAUAUCUGUUUGAUGACAAUGGGAUUAUGUGAUCUAGUUGGGCGGUUGUUGUUUGGAGCUUUUGUGCAUAAGAUGCCUCGUUAUAUGCCUUUUAUUCACAGUGCCGGAGUAAUGCUACUUUCUUUGUCAUCGGGUCUGAUAAUUUUGUCUAGAUCUUUCGGAACCUUUCUCAUAAUGUCAGGAAUCCUUGGUUUAGGAUUAGGUUGUUAUGCUGGAAUGCACUUUCUUAUGGCAACACUUUUACUUCCUUUGGAUGAUGUUAGAUUCGGGUAUGGUAUUGCUCUAACCUUUGGAGGAAUAGCUCUUGUAACUGGAAUGCCCCUUGCAGGUUUUGUCACAGACUCGGUAAAAUCAGAGAUAGGUGCGUUCAUUUUCUCCAGCGUUCUGUUUUUCAUUGGCUGUUUCCUGGAAUGUAUUAUAGGCAUAAGGGAAAUAUUUUGGAAAACGUCUACAGAAGUUAAAUCACGAUACAAUAGUGCAACUACUGAUAGUGAUAUCAAAAUACAAAAAGAUGUGACUGUUAUUAACAGUGUUGAUAUUGAAACAACAUAUAUGUAAUAUAAGGAUAAAGCCUAUAUAAAUUCUGGUUUUUAUCCACUUUUGUUCAAUACAUGCCAGAAACUUUGUUGUUUGUUUCUGUCCUAUUGAUUGUCAUCGUUUUUUGUUGUUCUUUUAAUAUUGACUUGAUUACAAUUGGUAACUGUUUUGUUUCUAUUCUCAUUCUAUAAUGGUAUAAGUCUAUAUGUCUCCCUUGCAUUCAAUAUUAUAUUUUCGUCCGAGAUUUGCAGCAGUGAGAUUCAGUGUUAUGGAAAAGGUAAAAAGUCACUUCAUGAAACGUAGGCUAAAACUUUUAAAAGGCAAACAGUCAGUUCAUGAAACGUAGGCUAAAACUUUUAAAAGGCAAACAGGCAGUUCAUGAAACGUAGGCUAAAACUUUUAAAAGACAAACAGUCAGUUCAUGAAACGUAGGCUAAAACUUUUAAAAGGCAACAGUCAGUUCAUGACACGUAGGCUAAAACUUUUAAAAGGCAACAGUCAGUUCAUGAAAUGUAGACUAAUAUUUUGUGUUUCUAUUUUAUUUUUCUCAUAUUCAACCGUAAUUUUAUAAAAUCAUGCAGUCUUAUAUGGAGCUCUAUAUUAUACAAAUAUUGACCGGUGCUGUCAAUAUGUUAUCCCCCGGUGAAUAACACAUCACAUUAAAUGACUCACUAGUCAGUAAUUGUUUUAUUAUAUGAAUAGGCUAAAAUCAAAUUGUAGAAAAAAUACAAAAAAUAUAACCUUAUACAACGUUUGUUGCAUCC
Ruditapes philippinarum (Manila clam) is the source of this 1574-nucleotide messenger RNA. RefSeq lists its product as uncharacterized. The transcript has 3 exons. Bases 148 to 831 code for a protein of 227 amino acids. The record is from RefSeq and is a predicted model, not a curated record. Gene Ontology annotation, molecular function: monocarboxylic acid transmembrane transporter activity. NCBI's taxonomy places the organism in Eukaryota, Metazoa, Mollusca, Bivalvia, Venerida, Veneridae. Gene Ontology annotation, biological process: transmembrane transport; monocarboxylic acid transport.